Messenger RNA from Histoplasma capsulatum G186AR, 393 nucleotides. RefSeq lists its product as uncharacterized. The transcript is spliced from 4 exons. The record is from RefSeq and is a predicted model, not a curated record. Lineage: Eukaryota; Fungi; Ascomycota; Eurotiomycetes; Onygenales; Ajellomycetaceae. The coding region runs from base 1 to 393 and encodes 130 amino acids.
AUGGGCCCAGGCCUUCCCAUUGUGCUGGGAUGGGCCAGGCGGGUCUCACCUCAACCUAAGAAGGCUGUUGUUGAACAGGGUGGGAAGCAGAUUUGGCGGGAUGGGGCGUUCGGAGCAAUGACUCGGUACAGCACCAAUAAAACGAGAGCCUUCGCCAUCCCAUCCAGCAGCUUAGGCAUCUCCCACCAGUCAGAGGUCGAGCGGGGUUUUGGGCAGCAUGGGCGCAAUGUGUCCCAGGGCGUUCGCUGCCCUGGCCCGGCUCGGGAGCCUGUAGACUGCGUUAAUAUGGUGAGAACUCCAACACUCGACACGGAUGUAGAUCAGCCAGAUAAUCAUAAUACGUGCUACUCUGUGUAUGUACAGUACAUUGUAAUCCCCAUCCGCACCACCUAG